Molecule: messenger RNA, 1442 nt
Organism: Aegilops tauschii subsp. strangulata
Lineage: Eukaryota; Viridiplantae; Streptophyta; Magnoliopsida; Poales; Poaceae
Product: probable aldo-keto reductase 2
Cellular component (GO): cytoplasm
Source: RefSeq, a predicted model, not a curated record
CCCUGCUAGCACUAUAAAUUAAGGUGGAAGGUGUAAUCUUCCCCAGUUCACUCAACAAUCUAAUCCAGUACAGUGGCUGAGCACUCGAGUGCAGAGCCGAUUAGCCUUCCGGUUCCGGAACCUGCAAUGGCUGCUGCUCCGGCGACGACGGCGGUGGUGGUGCCGCGGAUGAAGCUGGGCUCGCAGGGGCUGGAGGUGUCGGCGCUGGGGCUUGGCUGCAUGGGCAUGUCCGCCUACUACGGGCCGCCCAAGCCCGAGCCCGACAUGGUCGCGCUCAUCCACCACGCCGUCGCCGCCGGCGUCACCCUCCUCGACACCUCCGACAUCUACGGCCCGCACACCAACGAGCUCCUCCUCGGCAAGGCGCUGCAGGGAGGGGUGAGGGGCAAGGUGCAGCUGGCGACCAAGUUCGGCAUCCUCGCUGGCGCCGACGGCGCGCGGGCGAUCCGCGGCGACCCGGCGUACGUGCGCGCGGCGUGCGAGGGAAGCCUCGAGCGCCUCGGCGUAGAAUGCAUCGACCUCUACUACCAGCACCGCGUCGACGUCAGCGUGCCCAUCGAGGUCACGAUGGGUGAACUCAAGAAACUGGUUGAAGAGGGGAAGAUAAACUACAUUGGGUUGUCCGAAGCAUCGGCGUCGACUAUCCGAAGAGCGCACGCGGUUCAUCCCAUAACCGCCGUCCAGCUAGAGUGGUCGUUGUGGUCGAGAGAUGUCGAGAAAGACAUAAUCCCUACUUGCAGGGAACUUGGCAUUGGAAUUGUGGCGUACAGCCCGUUGGGCAGAGGGUUCUUCUCUAGUGGGCCAAAGCUGGUCGACACGCUGUCUGAACAAGACUUUCGCAAGGACUUACCAAGAUUCCAAGCUGAAAACCUUGAGAAGAACACCAUGGUAUUUGAGCGGGUUAGCACGAUGGCGGCGAGGAAGGGGUGCACGGCGUCGCAGCUUGCACUUGCCUGGGUUCACCAUCAGGGGAAUGAUGUGUGCCCCAUACCAGGAACCACAAAGGUCGACAACUUCAACCAGAAUGUGGCGGCGCUGUCCGUGAAGCUCGCCCCAGAGGAGAUGGCCGAGCUUGAGUCCUACGCGUCGGCGGAUGUUGCGGGUGAUCGCUACCAUGAUUUCCUGAACACUUGGCAGGAUUCUGAGACCCCUCCCAUGUCAUCCUGGAAGGCCGAGUGACAACUUUCCGUGGGAACUGGAAUAAAAGAGUUGCUUGUUUCUUAAUUUCUCGUGCCAAUGGAAGGGGUGUGUGUGUGUGUGUGUGUUGGCUUGAUUACUCAUGUUGUAUCCCGAGAAGUACUGUGAUCCGGUGUAGGAAUGGACUCUGGAAAUAAUGUACGGAGUACCAUGUGUUGUGGUCGUGAGUAAGUUACGUCCAUCUGUUAAAAAGGGCCCAGGGACAACGGCGAGGCAAGUCCGAAUGCAAAAUAACUCCCAACACA